CUUGCCCAAACCAGGGCCUGACAGAGGCUCUUGAGGAGGGAGGGUUGUUAUAGGUAUCACAGACUGCGGGUCCCUCCUCCUCCCCCAAACUGCCCCUCCCCUUGGUUUUAGAGCCAGAGGAGCCCUGGUGACUAUCUCCUCAUCCAACCCCGUGGUACACUUGCCAGAGACAUGCCAUGGGGUGGCGACAGAAUGGAGCUGGCACCCAGGGAUCCCUGGGGUGCUGGUGUGUGUCCUUUCAGGAGGUGGUGACGUUUGGCGAUGUGGCUGUGCACUUCUCUCGGGAGGAGUGGCAGUGUCUGGACCCUGGCCAGAGGGCUCUCUACAGGGAAGUGAUGCUGGAGAACCACAGCAGUGUGGCUGGACUAGCAGGAUUCCUGGUCUUCAAGCCUGAGCUGAUCUCCCGGCUGGAGCAGGGACAGGAGCCGUGGGUCCUCGACCUGCAGGGAGUGGAGGGGACAGAGGCACCAAGGACCUCUCAGACAGAUUAUAUAAUUAGGACUGGCAGUGAACAGGCCUGUGAGGACAUGGACAUGCUAAAAUCAGAAUCCCUUGGGAAGAUGGUCAGAAUCCACCCCCAGGAUUUUCCUCAGAGUCCUGGCUCUGAAGACAUUUCUGAUGCUGAGUUCUGGUCAGAGAGUCAUCUGAGCAGUCCUGGGGUGAGAGUGAUGGGCUCUGUCUUCCAGAAAAACUGUUUGAAUGAGCAGACUGUGGCUCACAAGACCCUCACCAAGGACAGUGUCCAGGGACAUAAGGAGCUGGGGGGCAGUGGCCUGGAUUGCCAGUCUGAAAAAAGUCAGAGAGAGAGUACAGAAGGGACUCUCCAGAGAUGCGAGGUUUGUGGCAGAAGUUUCAAGUCCACUUCAGACGUCACUCUGCAUUGGGAAAUUAAUAUGCAGAAGAAACCUAACAGAUGUUACGAAUGCCAAAAAAAAUUACCUGACUGCUUGAAUCCAAGUAACUACCGUGGAGAAAAGCCGUAUGAAUGUAUGGAGUGUGGGAAAGUCUUCAGGCUAUGCUCACAGCUUAAUCAGCAUCAGAGAAUCCACACUGGAGAGAAGCCAUUUAAAUGCAUUGAGUGUGGAAAAGCCUUCCGCCUGAGCUCAAAACUUAUUCAGCAUCAAAGAAUUCAUACUGGAGAGAAGCCAUACAGAUGUGAGGAGUGUGGGAAAGCCUUUGGUCAGAGCUCAAGCCUCAUCCACCAUCAGAGAAUCCAUACAGGAGAGAGGCCCUAUGGUUGUCUUGAGUGUGGGAAAGCUUUCAGUCAGCAGUCACAGCUGGUCAGACACCAGAGAACUCACACUGGAGAGAGGCCCUACUCGUGCAAGGAGUGUGGGAAGGCCUUCAGCCAGAGUUCAACUCUCGCUCAGCAUCAGAGGAUGCAUGCUGGGGAGAAGUCUCAAAUCCCCCGAGCCUCAGAUAGCUCAAGCCUUGUUGCACAUCAGAGAAUUCAUGCUGUAGAGAAACCGUUUAAAUGUGAUGAGUGUGGGAAAGCUUUUAGGUGGAUCUCUCGUCUUAGUCAGCAUCAGCUGAUUCACACUGGGGAGAAACCUUAUAAAUGCAACAAGUGUACAAAAGCCUUUGGGUGUAGCUCGCGGCUUAUUCGCCAUCAGAGAACUCACACUGGAGAAAAACCAUUUAAAUGUGAUGAGUGUGGAAAAGGCUUUGUUCAGGGCUCACACCUUAUUCAGCAUCAGCGAAUCCAUACUGGAGAGAAACCUUAUGUGUGUAAUGACUGUGGAAAAGCCUUCAGCCAGAGCUCCAGCCUUAUUUACCAUCAGAGAAUUCAUAAGGGAGAGAAGCCCUAUGAAUGCCUCCAGUGUGGAAAAGCCUUCAGUAUGAGCACACAACUUACAAUACACCAAAGGGUGCACACUGGAGAGAGGCCCUACAAAUGUAACGAAUGUGGGAAAGCCUUCAGCCAAAACUCCACCCUUUUCCAACACCAGAUAAUUCAUGCAGGUGUGAAGCCCUAUGAGUGUAGUGAAUGUGGAAAAGCCUUCAGUCGGAGCUCGUAUCUUAUUGAACACCAGCGUAUACACACUAGAGCCCAGUGGUAUUACGAAUAUGGAAAUACUCUGGAAGGUUCCAACUUUGUGAGCCGGAAAAAAGUUAAUACUAUAAAGAAACUGCAUCAAUGUGAUGACUGUGACAAAAUAUUCAGGUGGCGCUCACAUCUAAUUAUACAUCAGAGAAUUCACACCGGAGAGAAGCCUUAUAAAUGUAAUGACUGUGGCAAAGCUUUUAAUCGGAGCUCAAGGCUUACUCAGCAUCAGAAAAUCCACAUGGGAUAGACCAUUUACCUGUAUAAAUGUGAAUAAACCUAUAGCCUUAACUUA
This is a messenger RNA of Propithecus coquereli (Coquerel's sifaka), 2339 nucleotides long. It is a transcript of the gene ZNF7, whose product is annotated as zinc finger protein 7. The coding region runs from base 177 to 2294 and encodes 705 amino acids. Gene Ontology annotation, biological process: regulation of transcription by RNA polymerase II. The record is from RefSeq and is a predicted model, not a curated record. The transcript is spliced from 3 exons. Lineage: Eukaryota; Metazoa; Chordata; Mammalia; Primates; Indriidae. Gene Ontology annotation, molecular function: RNA polymerase II cis-regulatory region sequence-specific DNA binding; DNA-binding transcription factor activity.